Echinops telfairi (small Madagascar hedgehog) is the source of this 1964-nucleotide messenger RNA. It is a transcript of the gene VAPB, whose product is annotated as VAMP associated protein B and C. Gene Ontology annotation, cellular component: plasma membrane; endoplasmic reticulum membrane. Gene Ontology annotation, biological process: endoplasmic reticulum membrane organization. Gene Ontology annotation, molecular function: FFAT motif binding. The transcript has 6 exons. The record is from RefSeq and is a predicted model, not a curated record. Lineage: Eukaryota; Metazoa; Chordata; Mammalia; Afrosoricida; Tenrecidae. The coding region runs from base 1 to 774 and encodes 257 amino acids.
AUGGCAGCUGGUCUUCUCGGAGCCUCAGUUUUCUCCUCAGCCUGGCUGUGGUGGCUGCAGAGGGACCCUGAGUAUCAGAAGGCUCGCCAGCUGCCUGAUGGUCCCUUCACUGACGUCGUCACCACCAACCUUAAGCUGGGCAACCCGACAGACCGGAACGUGUGCUUCAAGGUGAAGACCACGGCACCGCGCAGGUAUUGCGUGAGGCCCAACAGCGGGGUCAUUGAUGCGGGGGCGUCCAUUAACGUGUCCGUGAUGUUGCAGCCUUUCGAUUAUGACCCCAAUGAGAAAAGUAAACACAAGUUUAUGGUUCAGUCUAUGUUUGCACCGACUGACACUUCUGAUAUGGAAGCAGUCUGGAAGGAGGCAAAACCGGAAGACCUUAUGGAUUCAAAACUUAGAUGUGUGUUUGAAUUGCCAGCAGAAAAUGAUAAACCACAUGAUGUAGAAAUAAAUAAAAUUAUAUCCACAACUGCUCCAAAGACAGAGACACCGACAGUGUGUAAAGCGUUGGGUUGGUCCCUGGAUGACCCGGAAGUGAAGAAGGUGAUGGAGGAGUGUAAGCGGCUGCAGGGGCAAGUCCAGAGGCUGCAGGAGGAGAACAGACACUUCAAGGAGGAAGACGGGCUGCGGAUGAGGAAGAGCACACCGACCAACAGCCCUGCGUCGGCGCUGGCCACGGCCGGGAGGGAGGAGGGCGUCAGUCCCCGGCUGCUGGCCCUGGUGGUCCUGUUCUUCAUCGUGGGCGUCAUCAUCGGGAAGAUCGCCUUGUAGAGGCUGCAUGCGAAGGAUGGCCGAGUGGAUGGAUGGGUCUUCCUAUCAUGGGAUUUAAAUUUAUCAUAACCAUGUGUAAAACGAAAUUCAUGUAUGAUGACAUCUCACAGGUCUUGCCUUUAAUUCCCCUCCCCAUGCGCGUGCACGCGCGCGCGCGCGCGCACGCACACACACACAGAUAUAACGUAAUAUAAUGAGCUUGUAGAGAGUUACGAUGUAUAGUGCAGGAUGGGGGAGAAGGAGCUUCAGUAACUGGCAAGGGAACGAAGCCAUCAUUCCCACCACAGUGACAUCUUGUCACUGCCGUUUCAAGCCUUGCUUUGCAGCCCUGGUACGUGACGCUUCCUCCAGGUCUAGGGGCUUGGAGGCGCACAGAGGGGAGUGUGGCCACCCCAUUGAGUAGCCCACCGAGCCGCGCUCGCUCCCGAUCGCCCCCACUCCCUGCACCAGUUCAGCCCUGCCCCAGGGCCCCAGGCCUGCUGAGCAGUGGGAACAGAAGAGCGUGCUGGUCUCCAGUGGGAGGCAUGAAUUGACGGAUUGACCCAGCACUUUGGAAAUGAGUCAAGGCUGUGCUCCCUUAAAGGGGCCAAGCGAAAUGACUGUGGGGUCCCAUCGAGAACUCCAACUGUUAUCCAGAGGUGUUUAAUGCAUAUUUAACUUAUGUAAUUUGUGUCAUCUCAUGCUGCCCCAUUGUCACGAGAUCAUAAUGAAUGCUGGCCCAUGUGUUACCUGGGCCCCCAGCACCGGUGGGUGGGAGCGGCCGGCAUGUGCUGCCGGGGCGGAGGCGCCUCCCCUCCAGGUGCCAGUGGGCGCAUGCGCGCUGGGGAGGCGGGCGGCAGUUUCCCAUUGUCAGUAGGUAGCUGCUGUUGGGGGCAUGUGAACAGGGGCAGUCUGGGUAGCAACGGUCAGCUCUCCAGCACCGGCAGAGAGACAAGUGCUGAAGAGAUGACUGUGUGUACCCCGCCCCCCGCUUCCCAGCACGCAUCCCCUGACCCGGCUUGCUGGGGGUCCUGGUUCACAGGGACAGGCAGGGCACGGAGCUGGCGAGGAGGGCCCCUCAGAUGAUCCCCAGGGCGCAGUGGAGUGUGUGUGAGUUAAUUUUACGCCAUAAAAGACCAAUCCAAUCCUGUUUGACUCUGUAGCAUCUUAAAAAGAAAAAGAAUAUUAAAAUAAAGCCCCUGAAAUACAAA